Molecule: messenger RNA, 2331 nt
Organism: Schistosoma spindalis
Lineage: Eukaryota; Metazoa; Platyhelminthes; Trematoda; Strigeidida; Schistosomatidae
Source: the annotation of a GenBank genome assembly
UGUUUUCGUGAUUUUCCAACAAUGAAGCGUCCCCUUAAAGUUCAGCAGCCCGCUGGCGAUGAGGAAGACGACUCAGAAACCUUUAAAAAAGGUUGUUUAUUAGUGUUGUUAAUCAAUCAACUGUACAGUUAGACGUGUAAUCUGCAAAGGUAAAGCACCAGUCGAUGUUGAAUGUGUUGCUAAAGUCAAUUCAGCUUAUGUUUAUUAUGAAGGCGAUGAUAUUUACGAUGUCAUGCUAAAUCAGACUAAUGUUCAAAAUAAUAACAAUAAAUACUAUAUUAUACAGCUUUUAAAAGAUGAAAGUAUAAAUAAUUACUCAGUCUGGUUUCGUUGGGGUCGAGUUGGGAAAUCUGGCCAAAAUAAACUUGAAAAUUUUGGUGGUAAUUUACAAGCUGCUAAGAGUUGUUUUGAAAAAAAAUUUCUAGAUAAAACACUAAAUCAAUGGGAAGAAAGAAGGAAUUUCAUAAAACAAAAUGGAAAGUAUGAUAUGGUUGAAAUUGAUUAUGGCGUACAGGAUGAAAAUGCAACUGCAAAGAAAAAGAAGGUUAAAGAAGUUAAAUCACGACUUCCUGUUGCCGUGCAGGUACUUAUGAAACUAAUAUGUGAUUUUAGUAACAUGGAACAAGUUAUGACUGAACUAAAAUAUGAUUCACGUCGAGCUCCUCUAGGAAAACUUAGUGAAUCACAAAUUCGUGCAGGUUAUACAGCAUUGGAUAACAUAUCCCAAAUGAUUAGUGCUUUGUCAGCUCUAAGUCAAGCGUGUAAUACUGAAACAGAAACUAAGCCAAGAGGCAGAGUAAAACGUAUCGUCAAAACAAAUGCGGGUGAUAAACGUAAACUUGAAGAACAAUUACUGUUGGCCUGUAAUGAUUUCUAUACACGGAUACCUCACGAUUUUGGUAUGCGUAUACCACCGGUUAUUCGUACAAUGCCUGAAGUCAAAUCAAAAAUUGAAUUACUAGAAGCCUUAUCCGAUAUUGAAUUUGCUGUAAAUAUUUUGAAGAAUAAUCAAUCAUCUACUGAAAAUAUUAUUGAUGUAAAUUAUAAACGACUGAAUUGUGACAUUAAACCUUUGCGAUCAACUGAUCCAAUGUAUUCGUUGUUAACCGAUUACAUGCACGAAACACAUGGAGUUACACAUAAUUGGUAUACGUUGGAAAUAUUAGAUAUAUUCGAAUGUCAAAAAUCUGCGGAACAAGGAGAAUUCAAAGAUUACGGGAAUAGGAUGCUUCUUUGGCAUGGAAGUCGUUUAACUAAUUGGGUUGGCAUUUUAGGCAGAGGUUUACAAAUUGCUCCACCUGAAGCUCCAUCUUCUGGUUAUAUGUUUGGAAAAGGUGUAUAUUUUGCUGAUUGUUCAUCGAAAUCAGCCAAUUAUGUUUAUCCAACACAAGCUAAUAAUGUUGGACUCAUGAUUGUUUGUGAGGUUUCGUUAGGUAAACAAAGAGAAUUAUAUCAAUCAUGUUCUAAUGCUCAUGAAAAUCUCGCUGAUUAUCAUAGUGUAAAAGGUGUUGGUAAAUGGCGAACAAAUUCCGAAACAUGGAAAACUUUUUAUUUACUAUAUGAAGACAAGUUACAAACAUCAUAAAAUUGAGCUUACUGCAAUCAACAUACAAUAACUAAUCUACUGUCUUCUGUUAAAAAACUUGUAUGACUUUGUGCAAGGUUGUACAUUGUUUGUGAUCGAUUGGAUGAAAUUUAUUGACGUACUUCGCACAAACUAACCAUAUCGUUUUUUUUAAAGUAGGUUGAGAAAUGAUGGUGUUAUAGUACCAUGUGGAAAAUUAAUUCAAGCACCUGAAAUUGAAGCAAAUAAAUGUAUUUUACAAUUUAAUGAAUAUAUUGUCUAUUGUGUAAAUCAAAUACGUUUACGAUAUUUACUGAAGGUGAAAUUCAAUUUUAUUCAUUAAAAUAUCUUUGUCAAUAUUGUUAUUUUUUUUUUACAUACAAAUAUUACUGAUUGUAACCGGUCCCUUUUAGUAACUAUGAUGUUUUCGUUUUUUAUAUAUGAUAAGAUUACUGAAACGUUUUAUUUUUAUUAUUUUGUAUAAUAAAAUUUAUAUACGUAUAAAUUUGAUCUAUUUUUCAUUACGAGUUGAUUUUCUUUUGUUGUUUAGUCAUAACAGAAGGGUUUUUAAAGAUAUUAUAGUAAUUUCAAUGGUUGAGAUCAUGAGUCAGUUGAAGUUAGACCACCAUGGAAAACCUGGAAACAUUGGACGGCUGUUUCGUUCAGUUUUGGGACUCCUCAGCAGUGUGUAUCCAUGGUCCGGCCUCGCGAGAUUCGAACCCAGAACCAGUCAGUCUCGCGUGCGAGCUCUUAACCACUAGACCACU